Solea solea (common sole) is the source of this 3815-nucleotide messenger RNA. RefSeq names its product multimerin 2a (gene mmrn2a). The transcript has 10 exons. The coding region runs from base 101 to 2935 and encodes 944 amino acids. Lineage: Eukaryota; Metazoa; Chordata; Actinopteri; Pleuronectiformes; Soleidae. The record is from RefSeq and is a predicted model, not a curated record. Gene Ontology annotation, molecular function: protein binding.
CAGGACCAAGAAAAGGACCAGGACCAGGACCAGGAUCAGGAUUAGGAACAGGAUCAGGAUCGGGAUCGGGAUCGGGAUCGGGAUUAGGAUUAGGAUUAGGAUGACAGCAGCAGAACUGGUUCUGGUUGUGGGUUUACUGGGUUUACUGCUGAGUGCUCAGUGUAAGGUGAGAGCUCGAGACCCUGGGGUGGAGGAGGAGGAGGAGGAGGAGCAGGGAGGGAGAGGAGGAGGCGGAGUGGGCGGGUUUUCGACCGUGGUGACGUCCCCUACAGGAGACAGAGGGAAUGACGCAGACAGGACUGGGUAUAACCCUGUGAAGCAGAAGAUCUCGGCUCCUCUGCAGAGACACAGAGUGUCUGACGUUCAUCUGGAUUCUGGAGGAUCUGAACCAAUCAAAGGAGAGCUCCACAAUCAAUACGUCCAGGAUCAGCACAACGAGCACACAACCACACACCCUGCCCCCGACACAGGCCACGCCCCCAGCUCCCAUCACACGUCCCAUGCCCCGGACUCAGGGCACACCCACCACAGCGCUGAUAUGUCGAACCGACGCCAUGGACGCCACCAUCAACCACAUGAGGACGAUGCCGCCGCCCACUAUUACCCAGAAGUCCCUGCUGCUCUCCCUGUCCCUGACAUGAUGGCUCUGCUCAUGUCCCAGCUGCAGCCGCUCCUCCACAACUUCAACCGCUCGCUGGAGCACCUGACGCGACAGGUGGGCGACCUCGCCCAGGAGGUGCUGCAGCUGAGGAGCGGGCAGUCGGGGGCGGAGCUUCAGCUGCAGGCGGGGACGACGGAGGUGCUCGAGCACAACGAGGAAGCAGAGGAGAUAUUAGACGCCAAACUGGACGAGGUGUACGAGCACAUCAGGGAGGUCCAGGCACAGCUGGAGACACACAGGUUGGACACGGACAGCAGACUACACUCCCAGCAUGCAAUGCUGCACUACAACCUCACCAGCUUCAAGAUGGACAUGGAUGUGAAGCUGAAACGUCAGCAGAAGAUGCUGCAGAUCAGCCUGCAGGCCAUGGAUCUGAAGGUCAACCAGGACCAGACCACAGAGGCGGAACUGGAGCCCCACGCCCCUCCCCCUCCCUUGAUGCCACGCCCACUGUCGCCCACAGACUCGUCCACACUGUGGGAGGCCAUCAAGCGUCUGGACAACAUGGUGGUCAACAACACGGUCAAGGUGGGCGGGCUGACAGAGGACGUGGACGUGACCUCAGGAAACAUCCAGAGACUCAGGUUUGACCUGACGGGUCUGGACAAGCUGAUCAACCAGACUGCUCGUCGCAGUCAGGUCCUGUUCAUGGAGACGGGUCUGGAGGUGGAAGAGGCUAAGGUGGGCGUCCUGAAGAAGGUGGACGAGCUGACACGGAACAUGACUCAGCACAACAAGCACCUGCAGGAGGUGGACGUGGACAUAGAUUACCUGUUUACCGCCCUCUACCGCAACCACUCUGCCCCGGACUGUGACUGCAAGGCACUGACCGCCGCCGUGGUUCAGCUGGAGAGGGGCGUGGCCAAUGUGACAGCCCUGGCCAAUGAGAACAGAUUAGCCCUGGAAGCAGAUGAUGAUGGAGGGGUGGAGCAGUGGGACAGGGCCAAUGACUGGGAGCCGGCGGUAGAGGCGCUUCAACGUGGUCUUCAGCUGGUGAAGGAGUCUGUGGUGUUGGAGCAGACCAGGAGCUGGACUCUGAGCCAGACUCUGAACCAGACUGUGAGGCAGCUGAGCCUCAGCGUGGCCGAGGUGAGCGUUCUGAAGCGGAGCGACGAGCAGCUGAGGAAGGACCUGCAAAAAAUGUCCGGCUCCUUCGACUCUCUGCUCAGAGACGCCAUCAGACACAGCGACGUGCUGGAGCUUCUCCUGGGUGAAGAGGUGCUGGAGUUCCUGGAGUGGCCGGUCCAGGACCAGGAGGCCCAGUCCAUCCCAGCCCUGAAGGAGCAGCUGAGGAACCUGCAGGAGGAACUGAGAGGACACAGCCUGAGCAUCGCGUCACUGCUGAGCAGCAGAGCAGGAGGCCGGGAGGAGGUGCCAUCUGCUGACCAACCCUCCUUCUCCUCCUCCCUCCUCUUCCCCCAUGACCAGAUUCCUGGUGGUACGAGGAGGAGGAGCAACAGCGAAGAAGCAGCCCGGGAGCAGCAGCUCUUCCUGCGCCCUGACGAGAGGCGUCCGGAGCAUGAGGGAGACGGCAGUGAUCUGUGGAACCUGGAAAAGAUGGUGCAGGACCUGGAGCUGAAGGUGAAGCAGCUGGAGGACAAACCCUGUCCCUGUCCCAGCUCCUCCACGGAGAGGGAGGUGCUGUCCAAACUGCAGGAGGAGGUGACAUGGCUGAAGAGAGGCCUUGAGGAACAUCUGAGGGUCUUCAAGAAUGUCUUCACUAACACUGACGUCCUGGUGGCAUCAGACGCAGCGCUGGAUCUGGAUCAAGUGUGGCAACUGGUGAAGAACCAAAAAACUAAGAAAGAGAGAAAGAGAGGAGGAGCCAGAGGAGGAGGGGAGGAGCCAGGAAGAAGAGGAAACAAUAGAAACAGGAGGGAUUUACCUGGUGGCGCUCUUUUGUCAGAAGACUCCGUGAUGUUUGUGGCGUCUCUGAGGAUUUCAAACAGCGCGGUGAUGUUUGACACGUCUCUGAACCCAGGACAUUUUCACUCCGACACCGGCACCUUCACUGCUCCAGUGGACGGGGUCUACGUCUUCAUCCUCACCUUCAAUCUAAAGUCUGGCUCCGCCCAUGUGGUCCUCAGGAAGGUGGGCGGGGUUUCAGUGUCUCUAAACCGACAGAAUGUGACAGCAGCGGGGGGGCCAGCCACAUCUGUGGCACUCCUGCGGCUGAGGAAAGGGGAGGAGAUAUGGCUGGAACUGAGGGGCGGGGCAUGGGCGGAUUCAGAGGACAACGUCUUCACUGGGUUAUUACUGCAUCGCACCACCUGAGGGCGCUGUGGAACACUCAGCUGAGCACAGGAGGAGAACUCGAUGUUGUUUGAUGACAGAAGCACAAACCAGCGGGAAUCAAACCAUCAACCCUUCUUCCUCUGCUCCACCGGUUUAGUCCGGAGGUGUUUAUCUUAAACUAGCUUAGACUGGAGAUGUGAGGACAAUACAAAUGUUUAGACAGCUCGCCCCCUGGUGGCAGGCUGCACUGUCAUAAGUCGCGCCCCCCCAAGGUUUUUUUUCUCUUUACACUUUGGUUUUAAUUAUUGAUUAAAUUAUGACAAAUUAUGAUUGACAGCUGACAAAACUAAAAAAAGAACAGCCUUUUCUCUCAAUUUCAUUGGAUUAUCAGAUGCUGGAUUAUCUGGUUCUGGAUUAUCUGGUUCUGGAUUAUCUGAUGAUGGAUUAUCUGGUUCGGGAUUAUCUGGUUCGGGAUUAUCUGGUUCUGGAUUAUCUGGUUCUGGAUUAUCUGGUUCGGGUGUUUCCACUGGGAAAGUUGAAUUUUGAAUUUUUAAAACAAACAUUAAGAACAAACGUCUGAUUUCAUUCAGAGAAAGUAACGUUGAAGUGUUUACAUCCAAAAUGAAAGCAGGUGUUUUUGCUCAGUGCUGCCUCCAGUGGAAGAGCUGGAACUCUUUUGAUUUUACAAAUCAAUAUUAAAUCACUCAAAUGAAAAUAAAAUCAUUUUAAUCAAGUUUUUUUAAUUAACUGAGCUCAGUUUCACACGUCUAAACUAAACAUCCUCACCACAUGGUGGCAGCAGAGAUUUACAUGAUAUUUAAAGUUCACUGAUCACAUGUCAAUUUAUAUGAUUUUCCUUCUUUUUAUCAGACUGGUAAUCUGUUUUAAUCUCAGAUUAAACUUGAUUAACAUGAAAAUG